Molecule: messenger RNA, 1060 nt
Organism: Sardina pilchardus (European sardine)
Lineage: Eukaryota; Metazoa; Chordata; Actinopteri; Clupeiformes; Clupeidae
Product: sodium/mannose cotransporter SLC5A10-like
Exons: 12
Coding region: 23-1060 (345 amino acids)
Biological process (GO): transmembrane transport
Cellular component (GO): plasma membrane
Molecular function (GO): D-glucose:sodium symporter activity
Source: RefSeq, a predicted model, not a curated record
UGUGUGUGUGUGUGUGACGGAGAUGGCCGUCGUGUUCAACUCCAGCUCCGGCUCCAGCACUCAGUUCUACGCUCAUUCUCAAUACUUCAGCGUCUCCGACAUCAUCGUCAUCGGGGCCUACUUUCUCCUCAACGUCGCCGUGGGGAUAUGGUCAUCCUGCAGGGUGAGCAGAAACACUCUCAGUGGCUAUUUUCUGGCUGGACGUGACAUGGCCUGGUGGCCGAUUGGAGCGUCCCUAUUCGCUAGCUCAGAGGGAUCGGGGCUCUUCAUUGGUCUGGCAGGAACAGGAGCUGCAGGAGGCAUCGCAGUAGCUGGAUUUGAGUGGAAUGCCACGUAUGUCCUGUUGGCUCUCGCCUGGGUGUUCGUCCCAGUGUAUGUUUCCUCUGGGAUCGUCACCAUGCCAGAGUAUGUUGGCCGGCGUUUUGGGGGCGAGAGAAUCCGCAUGUACCUGUCUGCUCUCUCCCUACUGCUGUCAGUAUUCACCAAGAUAUCCACGGACCUGUAUUCUGGAGCGUUGUUUAUCCAGGUGUGUCUCGGCUGGAAUCUCUACCUGUCCACCAUCCUCAUGCUGGUCGUCACCGCCCUCUACACCAUCGCUGGUGGUCUUGCUGCUGUUAUCUACACAGACACUCUGCAGACCUUCAUCAUGAUCAUUGGUGCUGUCAUCCUCACAAUUACAGCGUUUAAUAAGAUCGGAGGGUACAGUAACCUGGAGAGUGUGUAUCUGAACGCGAUCCCGUCUAAAAUCAUCCCCAACACCAGCUGCCAUCUCCCACGACCUGACGCCAUGCACCUCUUCAGAGAUGCAUCUGAUGCAGACUUGCCCUGGCCAGGAAUGACACUUGGCCUCACCAUCCUGGGCACCUGGUACUGGUGUACUGAUCAGGUGAUCGUGCAGAGAUCUCUCUCAGCUAAGAGUGUGAGCCACGCCAAAGGAGCAUCCAUCUUCGCCAGCUACCUCAAGAUGCUGCCCUUCAUCUUCAUCAUUCUGCCUGGCAUGAUCAGCAGAGCGCUGUACCCAGCAGAGCGCUGUACCCAGCAGAGCGCUGUACCCAGGUAA